UACUUAUUUGGGAAGGAACAAAGAUCCAUGGAAGAGAAAAGAUUAUGGAAAAACUCAAAAGUCUCCCUCUCACACAAAUACAACAUGUGGUGACAGCGCAGGACCACCAUCUACUCCCAGACUACAUCAUCAUGAGCUCAAUUAUAGGACAACUCAAAGCGGAUAAUGAUCCUGUCAUAGGUUUCCAUCAGACGUUCAUACUGAGGAACAUAAACGACGGCUGGGUGUGCAUCAACGACAACUUCCGUCUGGCUGUUCACAACUUUGCGUGAGCGCUCCGACUCCCCCAGGCUGGAAUGAGGAACCUCUGCUGUUUCUCCACAGACAGGAGGCUGCGUCCACUCCACCCAUUGGACGGCUUUCAGUUUGGUUUAUGGUCAGAAUUCAUCAACUGAAAGUGUACGACGAACAUGAGACAGAAAUCUAUAGGUUUCCUUAUAUUUGUACUAAGUUAAAUAAGGACUCAGGGAGCUUCGAUCUGCAUUUAGUGACAUUUUAUUCAACAUAUUUUGUCAUAGGUUCAUCUAAUAAACCAAGAGAAAAGGAAACAUCUGUACAUCUGCGUCCUGAGUCCUGUCCUCCCAGGUUUGGUUUGGUUUUUGGGACAUUUAAAUACUUAUUUGUGUUACUUCAGAAAGAUGAGUUUUAUUCCUGCGUCUCAUUUAUUUCCAUAAGUCUUCAUAUUUUGUGCUUG
Messenger RNA from Sphaeramia orbicularis (orbiculate cardinalfish), 694 nucleotides. RefSeq names its product nuclear transport factor 2 (gene nutf2). The record is from RefSeq and is a predicted model, not a curated record. The coding region runs from base 45 to 272 and encodes 75 amino acids. The transcript is spliced from 3 exons. NCBI's taxonomy places the organism in Eukaryota, Metazoa, Chordata, Actinopteri, Kurtiformes, Apogonidae.